This is a messenger RNA of Vitrella brassicaformis, 2643 nucleotides long. NCBI's taxonomy places the organism in Eukaryota, Vitrellaceae. The record is from the annotation of a GenBank genome assembly.
AUGGCGAGCAUUCAUCAUUUAGAGGACAUGGCUGCAUCAGCGGCUGCUGCUGCAGCAGCAGCUGGCGAGAAACGCAAGUAUCCUGAUCAUGGUGUUGCUGGUGAGAGCGCCUCCCUCGGUGCGCUGCAUCAGUCCAUCCAGUACAGCCGCAGCGUCACCGAUGCUCUCCAGGCGAUGCUGGAUGAGCUCGAGGAGCGUGAAAGAGCCAUGGGCGGGUCUGCAGUGCCAAACAAGCCAAAGGUAACUUGGAAGCGCACGAGAAGCAAAAAGGCGCCGGCGGCCCAUGCAUUCGUCGCGCGCGUGUUUGUGGGAUCUGACCUGACGUGUGCUGCAGGAUGAGUUGAUGAAGGAGGUGUUGGAGUUGAAUGUCAGCGGCGAGCACGUGCGGGUCCAGCGGUCGACUCUGUGUGCGGUCGUGGACUCUGUGCUGGCCACCCUCUUCUGUGGCAAGUUCGACGCCGCCUUCAUCCGUGACGAUAGCAAUCGCAUCUUCUUGAACAUCUUUCCUCCUGCAUUUCAGUGGUCAGGAAGGCACGGAAGACGGAUUCAUUCAUCAUAGCAUCCCGCCUACAAGUGUGUGUGUGUGUGUGUGUGUGUGCGUGUGGUUGUUGGUGCGAGAGAGCAGGUGUGUGAUGCACUUGAUUAUGUAUGAGGACGAGCGGAUCAGCAACAUGUCCAUCCCGCCGUCCAAGCAACACGACACGCCGUUCACGUGAGCACAAGGGCAAACACACACACACGAUGGCCAAAGCAGAUGAGGUGUCUGUGUCUGUUGUGUGUCGUCAGGUAUUGGGUUGAGUUGCUGCUGUGGGAUCCGGCCUACAAGCGCCGACCGCGCGGCGACCCCGUCCUCCCCGCUGCCGACCCAGCCACCGACCAGCAGGAGGACAGCGAGCAGCCUACGCCGGCACCGCUAAGGCUGAAUGCCGAGCUGCACACACUCAUGAAGAAGGCGGUGCAGGAGAAGGCCGCACAUGAGCAGCGGCUCGACGCCAUCAAACCACUGCUCAAGGCGGACAGUGUGGAGGACGAUACGGUGAGGCGAACACGAAACAGCAGAGGGAAGACUGUCAGUCCAGUCAGAGGGGAAGGGGAUGCAGUAAGUGAAGUGCAUCUGGUGGUUGUGUUUGCCCUCUUCAGUUGGUGUCCGCGAGUGUGUCGGGAUCCACGGUGACGGUGACGACAGGCGUAGCGAAGUCGCUGGGCGACGACUCCACUUUCGCCAACAGAUUCCUCAAGUUCGCCUGCACACAGCUGGACACAUGACGUGCCGUGCACCCAGUCCACAAGUGAGUUGUCUGGUAUCUCCUGUUGUCUCAGGUAUGGCCCUACCGUUCGUGCGCCCAUCGAGCAUGUCCGGCGCAUUGUCGACGUCGUCGCCCGUGCCCACAUGAAGAAGGGGGCGGCCAUCACAGCGGCUGACGUUCAGGGGGCGAUGGGGGAGCUAGACAUAGAGGGAUACCGACACGCACUCACCAUGUAAGAGCGGCGAGAACACACAGAGCUGUUCACCACACAGUGCCCCGACGGCUGCUCUCUGUCUGUGUGUUGGUUUGUGUCAGGUACGGUUUGGAUAGCGAUCGCUAUUUGGGGCCCGCGGACGGGCUGCUGACCACCGACCACCUGCACAAGAUGCGCCAGUGGUGUGAGGGUCGGCGAAACGUCCCGGCACACAUUCCGUCGUGUGUGGGCGAGCCGGUCAUCCGCAUAUACAAGUGAGAAGGGCAGCUAGACAGCCGUGAGCAUGACGGCACUCUCUUACCAUCCCUCUGUGUCUUGAUGUGUGUGUGUGUGUCAUGGCAGGGCGACUAAGGAUGGUUGGAAGUGGCUGGAUUUCUUCGAUGCCGUCAAGGGCCACUCCCCCCUGCUGCUCAUCUCCAAGGUGGCCGACAGCAAUGAGCUCUUCGCCCUCAUCAUCGAGGGGCCCAUCGAGGUCACCGAGACGGCCAUGAGCCACCUCGACACGAGAUCACACUCCUUCAAGCUGCGUGGGACAGACAGCCACCCACACGUGGGCCACAUCGGCUGGGGCAGCAAGAUGUUAAUGGCGGGCACACAGGUAGGUACUCAUUUCAAUGAGCCAGGCAGUCAUGGUAAUGGUCUCCUGUUCAUCCAUGUGUGCAGGAGAGAGUCACCAACCUCAUCGAUUUCUCUUCACCCGCCUCCAAUAUGACGGCCGUCCUCGCCGCAUCAUGCCUCGACUUUGCUGUCCGUCCGGCCGCCCAAGCGAUCGGCGCAGCAGCAGCGGCCAGCGACGAGACGAUGAGGCGCUGCCAGGGAGUCAUGAUUGAGGAGGGGCAGACGGACGAGUGGCAGCAGUGGCAGCGGCCGAGCGCCAGGCCGAGCGACUAUGGCGGUGUCGAUGGCCGAGCGUCCCUGCCUGUCUCAGUGAAGGGAUGGCACUUCGAGAUCGGUGAGCUGGAGGCGUAUCAGCUGGCGUGAGUGAGGGAGGGAGGGAGGGAGGGAGUGCUGUAGACGGGUUCGUGAUUCAUGUGUUUGAUCGAGACGAACAAUAUCAUGAGUGUGCCUCAUAUCUAACUGUACAGAUGACUCUGUCGGUCUGUCUCUCACUCUUCCCUCUUCCCUCUUUGUGUGUGGCUGAUCCGGUUGCAGCAGUGGCUGGUUUUAAGUGAUUGAUACAAA